This is a messenger RNA of Phanerochaete carnosa HHB-10118-sp, 1754 nucleotides long. RefSeq lists its product as uncharacterized. Lineage: Eukaryota; Fungi; Basidiomycota; Agaricomycetes; Polyporales; Phanerochaetaceae. The coding region runs from base 271 to 1368 and encodes 365 amino acids. Gene Ontology annotation, molecular function: protein binding. The record is from RefSeq and is a predicted model, not a curated record. The transcript is spliced from 3 exons.
GCGAAUCCCAUCGUCUGGCUAACACUGCAGUAUGGCAUCGAAGUACAACUAUACCGCCUAUACGUGCGAUAAAUUGACAAGCUAUCUCGUAACUCAUGCGGGCUGCAAGCACUCUGCGGCUGGCGGACUCAAGGAGCGCGGGCGGGUAGUCCGCGGCGGAUACGACAGCCGCGAAAGCAAGCCCCUCCCUGGCGGGGACCGCCUGCGGACUGUGCUGACCAGCAUCUACUCUUUCCCCUUCUCCCCUACCUGAGCGACGUGCCACAGACCAUGGCCGCGAUUCUCUUGGAUGAACAACCGCAGGACUUCAGCUCCAACGCCCACACACCGCAGGUCGACACACACGGACGCUUUGAAGCAUGCUACGAGGUCCCCAACAAACAUCCGGAACUUUCGUUUGAAGACGGCAAUCUUGCUUUGCUGUGCGGACAUCGAUACUUCCUGGUACACCGAGGCGUCCUUGUCCGCCACUCAAGUGUCCUGGCUGCGAUGGCAGAGUGUCCCACCAAAGAAGACCUCUCGCAAUCGCUAGAAGGGCGCCCCAUCCUGAGGCUGCCACAUACUCCUGAUGAAAUAUACAUUCUGUUGAAGUAUCUCUACGGACUCUCUGAGCAGUCUGAGGCGAGCGCUUUCCGCGAGCUUUCGGUGUCGCUCAGGCUCGCCACUACGUACAACAUCCCGGCAUUGCGUGCUAAGGCUCUGCGACAUCUUCUCCUUUCGUGGCCCAUUCUCCUCACACAAUGGGAGAUCCGGGAGAAGCACGCGACCAAUGCGGAUGGUGUUUAUGUCUCACGCCCGGGACUUCCGCAUCCAUCGGUAAUCAUCGCACUCGCGCGUGAGGUUGACGCCCCGGAAUUGCUGCCCUCUGCAUUCUACGACCUUUCGCGCUACCUUCCUAGCCAGCUAGCAGCAGAUUACACCGAUCUCGACACUGGACGGAUCUACAGCCUCUCGAAUAACGAUCUUUUUCGCGUCUUCCGGGGAAAGGAGCAGGCCGCGCGCUACUUCUCCACUUUCAUUGUCAAGGAGCUUGAGGGGCGCGUGCCCGCCGAAUUCUGUCACAACCGAAACGAGCUCCAGCCAUCGCGCAAACGGCGUUGUCAGAUGGCGUUCGAGGCCGUUACGUAUUCACUCAUCCGCGACGUCAACGGUCUCGUUCUCAACCGCAACUCGGACCCGCUCUUCGCAAUUCAUGAUAGCUUGCUCAUGCAGACGCGCGAGGACGUGCCGGGUACGGAGAAUAAGGCUGCGAUACGUGCAUGUGAGGCGUGUAGAAUGGACUUCGGUGCGAUUGUCGAGGCGGUGCGCGAGGAGUUCUGGCACAAGCUUCCGGAGUGGUUCGACCUGGAAGUGCCCAACUGGGUCUAGAGAGUGUCCCUGAAAUUCACAUCGUCGUGUAUCUGGCAUAUGUUCUUGGAUUGAUGCUUGUAUGUUGCAGAGUUCUGAAUACCUAUCUCGCUCGGAGCCUACGGCGAACUCCGUCACGGUGUGACAUGCACGCUAUUGCGACGCGGUCUUCAAUCGCGCGCCUCCCCCGGCCGAAUUUAUCUGUCAUCCCGCCAUGGACUCUUGUGGAGAUGUGCUCACGGUGGACGACGGAGACUUCACAAUCACAUUUGAUGCCGACUCUACGGACAGCGGUCAGGUUACUCCAGGCUAUAGUCAUGAGGAAGAAGCGAAAGCCAACGAAAGUGGCGAAGCUCUUCUUGAGAAUAUGGACGAAGACAACGAAGACGACUCUCGGUAAGCAUAUU